AUGAUAGAAAAAUUAGGAAAAAAUACUGUGAAUAAUAGUUGUGGUUUUGAAGAAACUCAAGAGUCACUUAAACUCGACCAGCAGAAGAAACUAGUGAAUCAACAUCCGCUAUCUACUGAUCAACAAAAAGGAUCCUUAAUAUUUACUACCCAUCCAAAUAUGGCGGUGGUGCAUGUACCAGAUUCGUUAAAAAUAGACAGAACGCCAUCUGCUGAUAAUUCUGAGUCAUUGCCUUUGGCUAGCCAUAUUCGAGCUUCUAGCAAGAAACAACUAAGGCAUAAAAGUCCACUAUUUCUUGAAAAGACAAUAAGAAGAGAAUCGGUUCCAGCUACUACUUCUCCCCUACAACUAAUAGCUAAAGGAGGACACUACAUUGUGAUUGAUCAUCCUUAUGCCACAACAGCGACUGUAAUAGUUAACAUAACAAAGCUCUCCCUGGCAAAAAUACCUUUGCUGCUUUCACCUGGGGCAGAUGUAAAGAAACUUGCUGCAUCGACCCAUGACUACCAAAGAAAUCGUAUCAGUGUAUGUUUACCUCAAUUAGAUCCGAUAGGUAAAGGCUAUGUGCGUAUUGAAAAAUAUGGUCUACCAGGAGGCGCUGGAGGUAUAGAGCUUGACACGGAUAUAUUGAUCACCCAUGUUGAGACAGGUUUUAAUUUUAUAGGCAUGUCUCAUUCUCCAGAAAUGUUCAAUAGCUGGCGUCCUUUUUUGGAUGAAUUUUCUGCUACCCUCGCAAACAUGUCCUUAAAUUUGAGAGCAGUUUGUCCACCCAUGUCUAUCGAUACCUAUGAUCCAGGUAACCAUUGCAGUACCUUUGAGCGUAUCGCUAGCAACGCUACUGGCAGAAAAUUACGCUUUGAGCAGUAUGGGAAAGCUUAUCUACACAUCGUAUACCAAAUCAGGGACAAGAUUCAAAAAAAACAAAGCCUACUCAUAGACCCAGCAGAAUAUCCGCCCCAUUGUUAUAGCGUAAGCUUACAACCUAACUUUUUUGGUUUGUUCCCUUUAGUUAGUGAACUUUCGAAACUCUACGCGACACGACUAGGAAGUAAUGUUAGUAUUGACCUUGGAAGGGUACUGUCUAUCGCAGAUGUAGAGGUUAGUUUUAACGAUGCUUUUACAAACUUUGAAAAGAAAGUAGAAGAUCGCCAAGAACAAAUCCGAAAAACACUGGAUAGGGUCAGUAAAGAGGUGGAAGAGAUAGAGAAUGAUUUUUAUUGUAAGAGGCAAGGAUUGAACCUUUCAAAUUCAAGCUGUGGGGAUCUUAUACAACACAUUACCUCAUUCAAGCAGCUAAGUAUCUUAUUGAACAAGAAAUUAUCGAUUUUAGAUGAUUUAGUUGGGGCUGAUGAAGCAAACAAGGUAAAUAGAAAGUCGUUAGUAAACAAAGUUUCCCUUUUGCUAGAUCAACUAGAAACUCUCUUACUGGAAUUGGAGGAGAAGAAAAGAAAUAGUUCUAAAAGCUAUUCUAUAAAAGCCGAUGGGCUAGAGUUAAACCCAGGGAAUUAUGUUCUAAAUAAUCCGCAUAUGGCUGAAAAUGUGAUUAAGUUGUAUAAAGCCUUAAAGGAGAAACUCCAAAAUCAUCAUAAUCCUAAAAUACGUAAUUUUCAAUUUCAAGUAACCGGAGGGGAUAGGUACAAGGGGCCAGAUGGGAAACCAUAUUCAUGUAGUGAACAUACAAUAGUUCCAGGUGCAGCUCCAUCGGGUGCACAUAUGGAAGAUAAUGGUGCCAGAGCUGUAGACAUAAGGAUAAAAUUAUCAGAUGGGUCGGAUAUCAUACCUUUAGAUAUAGUUGAGGAACUCACAAAUAAGAAUUUGUAUAAGUAUACAAUGCUUUUUCUUGAUUAUAAAGCUUUGCCUAAAAUUUAUCCAGAUAGACAUUAUCAUUUUCAAUUACCAAAUACAACAGAAUAUGGAGGUGGUAAAAAAAAAUAA
Dictyostelium purpureum is the source of this 1935-nucleotide messenger RNA. RefSeq lists its product as uncharacterized. The record is from RefSeq and is a predicted model, not a curated record. Gene Ontology annotation, molecular function: protein-folding chaperone binding. NCBI's taxonomy places the organism in Eukaryota, Evosea, Eumycetozoa, Dictyosteliales, Dictyosteliaceae. The transcript has 2 exons. The coding region runs from base 1 to 1935 and encodes 644 amino acids.